UUUACAGUCAUUCGCCAUACCAGGAAGCGUAAUGCUUAGUGUAUUGGGCGGAACUUUGUGGGGAAGUUGGAAGGCUUUGUUACUUGUUUGUUUUGUAAGUUCUUAUAUUAUUGAUUGUUCUGCAACGGGUGCUACUAUCUGUAGUUUAUUAUCUUAUUAUUUAGGCCAAGCUGUAACAGAGAGGUUCUUUUCUGAACGUAUGGAGAUUUGGAAUGAGCAGGAAGCAUCUAUUUUCAUAUAUCAUAUUCCUUCGGGUAACGCCGUUUUUGCCGAAUUGACUAUUAAUUUCAUUCUCAUAAAUGAACUCAUUAAAGGUGUGGCACCUCUGUCAUUUAUUCAUACACAAGCUGGAGAUACUAUCCAUCAAUUAUCAGAAACUGAUGAAAUAUCAUUUUUCACUACCAAAAACAUCAUCGCGAUGAUUUUUAUUGCUAUUGCAGCUUUGAUACCAGUCUUAAUGAGGAAAAGAUUUGAAAAAAAGGAAAUGAAGGAAAAAUUAUAG
This is a messenger RNA of Cetraspora pellucida, 502 nucleotides long. The record is from the annotation of a GenBank genome assembly. Lineage: Eukaryota; Fungi; Glomeromycota; Glomeromycetes; Diversisporales; Gigasporaceae.